AUGUAUUUGGAUAAAACUAAAAAAUCUUUUAAUUUUCAAAUUGUAGAAUCAAGUGAAGAUAAGAUGAAUCUUAAAACUAAGGCAGCUAACAAACUAGAUAUGGUACUUGAGAAGAAGGACAGUAAAAAAAGUAAUAAUAAAGAAGAGGAUGCUAAUAUGAUAGAGAAUAACUACGAAGAGAAAGUUGAUGAAAUGUAUAAAAAAAAGAUGAACUAUGUAGCUGAAGAGGAAGUUGAUGAAAUGUAUAAAAGAGAUAUUAAAGAGGCAGACCAGAUAAAUAGAAUAAAAUUUGAAGAGAUAGAGGAUGAAGAAACUAGCAUCAUAGAAAAAAUGAGAAAGAAAAAAAUUCAAUUUGAUACUUUAUUAAUCUGUGAAGCUUUCAAACUGAAUUUAUUUAAAGAACAAGAA
Molecule: messenger RNA, 408 nt
Organism: Cetraspora pellucida
Lineage: Eukaryota; Fungi; Glomeromycota; Glomeromycetes; Diversisporales; Gigasporaceae
Source: the annotation of a GenBank genome assembly